CUCGACGAGAGCGACCUGCUCUUCGAGGAGGACAUCCUGCGCAACGCCUACUCGCUCAAGUAUUGGUGGCGGUACAUGGAGGCCAAGAAGCGCUCGCCGGCGCGGCAGCGCAACCUCAUCGCCGAGCGGGCACUCAAGUACCUGCCGGGCUGCUACAAGAUCUGGCACGCGUACCUGGCGGACCGGCGGGCGCAGUGCAAGGCCAAGGAGCCCGGACACCCCGCGCACGCGCGCCUCAACGCCGUGUACGAGCGGGCGCUCGUCUACAUGCACAAGAUGCCGCGCAUCUGGCUCGACUACCUCGAGAUCCUGGCCGCGCAGCACGCGCACACGACGACGCGGCGCGCCUUCGACCGCGCGCUGCGCGCGCUGCCGGUCACGCAGCACGAGCGCAUCUGGAAGCUCUACCUGCCGUACGCAAAGGCGAGCCCCGUGCCGGAGGCCGCCGUCCGCAUCUACAAGAGGCGCGCGGGGAGCCGCCGAGAGAGAGAGAGAGAGAGCGAGAGAGUUCCGGCGCGCGCGCACCGGCUAGAGAGCCGAGAGAGAGCCGCGAGAGUGUGUCGGAGGCAGCAGGCUCAAGCUGGCAGAGGCAGUCGAGCCACGAGGCGACUCGUCGCAGCUGCCUCCUCCUCCCCCCGGCCUCACUCCUUGCCUCUCCCCUCGCAGGUCCUCAACCGGGAGGGGUUCGUCUCGCUGCGAGGAAAGUCGCGCCACAAGCUGGUGCAACCCCCCCCCACCCCCCUCCCCCAGGUGCGCGACUUUUCGAUGGUCUUCGACGCCUACUCCCAGUUCGAAGAGUCCCUCAUCACCGCCCUCAUCGAGCGGCAAGCGCAGCAGCAAGCCGCAGCAGACCUCGCCGCCGCCGAGUCGGGCGGCGCCUCGGCCGAGGCCUCGAAGGCGGCGGCGGCGACGACGCUCGAGCUCGACAUGCGGCUCGAGCGGCUCGAGCGGCUGAUGGAGCGGCGGCCCGAGCUGCUCUCGUCGGUGCUGCUGCGGCAGAACCCGCACUCCGUGCACGAGUGGCUCAAGCGCGCCUCCCUCUUCGAGGCCUCGCCCGCAAAGGCGAUCCAGACCUACGCCGCCGCAGUCGACCCGCGCCGCGCCGUCGGUCGGCCCUCCUCCCUCUGGCUCGGGUUCGCAAAGUUCUACGAGUCGCACGGCGACAUCAAGAAUGCGCGCGCCAUCCUCCGCAAGGCGAGGCCCAGCCGAGACCCAGCCGAGACCCAGCCGAGACCCAGCCGAAGCGUCGACGAGCUCGCCUCGAUCUGGAUGGGGUGGAGCGAGAUGGAGCUGCGCCACAAAAAGUACCCGGAAGCGCUCGCCGUGCUCGCCGAGGCGACGGCGGUGCCGCCCGCGUCGCGCCGCGCAAAGGAGAAGGAGGGGCCGGUGCAGGACCGGCUGUAUAAGUUCACCAAGCUCUGGGCCUUCUACGCCGACCUGCAAGAGUCACUCGCCGGGUUCGAGCCGACGCGCGUGACGUACGACAAGAUGAUCGAGCUGCGGAUCGUGACGCCGCAGCUGGUCCUCAACUACGCCGCCUUCCUCGAGGAGCACAAGCACUUCGAGCUCGCCUUCCAGGCGCACAGGCCGAAGGGCGUCGCCCUCUUCAAGUACCCGCACGCGCUCCCCCUCUGGCUGAGCUACCUCACUAAGUUCACCGCGCGCUUCGGCGGCGCAAAGCUCGAGCGCGGCCGCGACCUCUUCGAGCAGGCGAGAUUCGGCCGAGAUGCGGCCGAGAGGGAGCCAGAGACAUCGCCGAGAUACAGUCGAGAUGCGGCGCACGGCCUCGCGCGCAACGCGAUGGCCGUCUACGACCGCGCCGCCGGCGCCGUCGCGCUCGAGAAGCGAGCGAGCGUCUACCAGCUCUACAUCGCAAAGGCGGCGGAAUACUUUGGCGUCACUAAGACGCGCGACAUCUACGAGGCCGCCGCCGCCGCGCGAGCUGCCAUCGGCGCGCUGCCCAGCAGCGAGGCUCCCUCCUUCUGCCUUCGCUACGCCAACCUCGAGCGCAAGCUCGGCGAGAUCGACCGCGCGCGCGCCAUCUACAUGCACGGCGCGCAGGAGGUGGACCCGGCCGUGGCGGCGGGCUCCGCGGACGGCGACGUGCGGCCCUCCGCGCAGGCGUGGCACGAUUUCGAGGUGUCGCACGGCAACGAGGACACCUUCCGCGAGAUGCUGCGCCUCAAGCGGACGGUGCGCGCCUCCUUC
This is a messenger RNA of Emiliania huxleyi CCMP1516, 2208 nucleotides long. RefSeq lists its product as hypothetical. NCBI's taxonomy places the organism in Eukaryota, Haptophyta, Isochrysidales, Noelaerhabdaceae. The record is from RefSeq and is a predicted model, not a curated record. Gene Ontology annotation, cellular component: Prp19 complex; U2-type catalytic step 2 spliceosome; post-mRNA release spliceosomal complex. The annotation marks the transcript as partial. Gene Ontology annotation, molecular function: protein binding. Gene Ontology annotation, biological process: mRNA splicing, via spliceosome; generation of catalytic spliceosome for first transesterification step. The transcript is spliced from 11 exons.